AUGACGGCCGGCAACGCCACGAGGCACCCGGCCCCAACCGCCGCUUCCGGCACAAGAACAAAACAAACUGUAUCACAUGUAAGACGCGCAGCCAAUCGCCUGCCUCCACCAGUGCAGGCCGCAGCCCCAUUGGCCAGCGGAUGGUAUUUCCGCUUGGCGGAGUGGCGCGGAGGAAGUUGUGCGCACAGGGAGGUGGGAGAGGUGAAGAUGGCGGCGCUGGCUGUGCGGGGCGGCAGGCUGUGCUGCGGAUGGGUGCCUGCCUUGAUGCGGGAGAGGCCUUGUCGUCUUCAGCACCAGCAAGCGGCGGUCGGGUCUGACUUGCCUAUAGAAAUGGAGAAUCCGUAUAAAGAGCCUCCUAAAAAAUGUAUCUUAUGUGGAAUAAAUGUGGACUACAAGAAUGUGCAGCUUCUGUCCCAGUUUGUUUCUCCAUACUCUGGCCGCAUUUAUGGCAGGCAUAUAACAGGCUUGUGUGAUAAGAAGCAGAAAGAAAUUUCAAAAGCCAUAAAAAGAGCUCAUAUACUUGGAUUUAUGCCAGUUAUGUAUAAGAACCCAUCAUUUCUUACAGACCCCAAGAUUUGUAAUGUUAAGUAUUGAGAGUAACAUACUGUAAAGAAAUAAAAAUAAAACAAAAUCACGCUUAAUAUUCUCUA
Lagopus muta (rock ptarmigan) is the source of this 650-nucleotide messenger RNA. RefSeq names its product mitochondrial ribosomal protein S18C (gene MRPS18C). NCBI's taxonomy places the organism in Eukaryota, Metazoa, Chordata, Aves, Galliformes, Phasianidae. Gene Ontology annotation, biological process: mitochondrial translation. The record is from RefSeq and is a predicted model, not a curated record. Gene Ontology annotation, molecular function: structural constituent of ribosome; small ribosomal subunit rRNA binding. The transcript has 6 exons. The coding region runs from base 1 to 594 and encodes 197 amino acids. Gene Ontology annotation, cellular component: ribosome; mitochondrial small ribosomal subunit.